Molecule: messenger RNA, 375 nt
Organism: Didymella exigua CBS 183.55
Lineage: Eukaryota; Fungi; Ascomycota; Dothideomycetes; Pleosporales; Didymellaceae
Exons: 2
Coding region: 1-375 (124 amino acids)
Source: RefSeq, a predicted model, not a curated record
AUGAAAGCAACCUUGCUGCUGCUCAGGCAAAACUUCUAUGGAGGUGACCUCACCUCAAUGUAUGCAGAUAGCCUGCAUAGCUGUACGCAAUUCUGUGUGGAUAACACAGAUUAUGUGGCUAUCUUGUUUGUUGGAGGCAGUGGCGCUGGUCAUUGUUACCUGAAGAGCAAGAAAAAUGGACGAACUGAAAAUGAGAACGUCGACGGCAUGUUUGAUGCGGUUCUGUGGCUGGGAAUGACACUUACGAACCAUCAUAGGCGCCUAUUUGGAUACUCGGCUUCCGUUGACUUCCUCUACAGCAGACGUGGUGUCGACGAUUGUUUCAACUCCCGCUGCAUCAGCAUCCUCGCUGUCUACCUCCAUCGUAACGAUUAA